AGCUCACGUCUGAGUGGCGGCCACUACGAUGCCAAAGUGGGCAGCCAACAUCGCAGGGACGCCUUCAGUUCCGAGGGCUCGGAAUCACCCCUGGGCAGCCACGGCGGAGCCUUCUCGAGCAGUAGUGCAGCCGAGGACCAGCAACGUGAGAUGCCAGCACGGUUUGCAGAUCAGCACGUUCGACGGACACCGGUGGAUGCUGGCUCGGUAUCGGAACCAUGCCAAUCUGAUACCUACCUCAAGCGUGAGUCUGAUCUCCUCAACAUCUUUGGUCUUAGACAAACCUUUUUUGAAUAA
Dibothriocephalus latus is the source of this 297-nucleotide messenger RNA. The record is from the annotation of a GenBank genome assembly. Lineage: Eukaryota; Metazoa; Platyhelminthes; Cestoda; Diphyllobothriidea; Diphyllobothriidae.